Thermochaetoides thermophila DSM 1495 is the source of this 297-nucleotide messenger RNA. RefSeq lists its product as uncharacterized. The coding region runs from base 1 to 297 and encodes 98 amino acids. NCBI's taxonomy places the organism in Eukaryota, Fungi, Ascomycota, Sordariomycetes, Sordariales, Chaetomiaceae. The transcript has a single exon. The record is from RefSeq and is a predicted model, not a curated record.
AUGCCUCUUGUCUGCACAAGCGACAGCACGCUCGGCACCAGUCCCUGCUGUACUGACGUCCUCGCAGCAGCAGGAAGCAUCGGCCUGCUCGAGAAGGAGGAGGAAGUAGAAGAGAGUAUCGCCUGGGAGAAACUACGCGUCUGCGCGACGACACCGGCGGGGCGGACGGCGGCAGAGGAGGAGAAGGAGAGCAGGCGCAUCGACGAGGCGAGGGACCGCAUGGCCGUUGCGUGCGACAAGAGCGAGGACAUUUCUUUUGGAGGUGCGCGCGGUGUGCGAGGGAUUGAUCGAUGGUGA